CCCAGCAUGGCUUCACCCAUGAGGAGUUUGCUGGCUGACCUUGACAGAUACAUCCAGGCAUUCCACCUCUUCCUGGAGAGGUCCACGGAGCACCAGAGCACGCAGGAGUUCGUGGAGAGGCGGCUGCCGGGCAUGAUCGCCAGUAUUGGAAUUUGGAAGUCUGCAAUCAAUGUUUUAAGCGUUGGAGGUGGAGCAGGUGAGAUGGACUUGCAGAUCUUCUCAAAAGUACGAGCCAGAUAUCCCGGGGUCACCAUCAACAAUGACGUGAUAGAGCCAAGUGCUGACCAAAUCUCAAAGUACAAAGAGCGUGUGGCUCAGGCAUCAAACCUGGAGAACAUAAAGUUUACCUGGCACAAGGAGACAGCUAAUGAAUAUGAAAGUCGAAUGAAUGCAGAAAAGAAAACUAAAAAAUGGGACUUCAUUCACAUGAUCUAGAUGCUCUACUAUGUGAAAGAUAUCCCAGCAACUAUCCAGUACUUCCACAGCCUCCUGGAACCGCAGGCGAAGCUCCUCAUGAUCCUGGUGUCAGGAAAGAGUGGCUGGGAAACACUGUGGAAGAAGUAUGGAUCUUCCUUCCCUUUGGAAUGUCUUUGCUCUUAUGUUUCCUCUGCUGAUUUGCCAAGGAUGCUGGAUUCAGCUGGGGUGAAGUCCCAGCUCUACGAGCUCCCAUCCCACAUGGACAUAACCAGCUGCUUUACGGAAGGGGACAAAGAUGGGGAGCUCUUGCUGGAUUUCCCAACAGAAACACUUGAAUUCGCUGAAAUUGCCCCUGCUGAACUAAAGCAUCAGGUGAUGGAGGAGCUAAGAAAGCCUGGGUGCAGUGAAAUCAGAGAUGGGAAAGUGUUUUUCAAUAACAACCUGGGUGUAAUAGUGAUUGAGCCAUGA
This is a messenger RNA of Lonchura striata (white-rumped munia), 885 nucleotides long. The record is from RefSeq and is a predicted model, not a curated record. NCBI's taxonomy places the organism in Eukaryota, Metazoa, Chordata, Aves, Passeriformes, Estrildidae.